Messenger RNA from Epinephelus lanceolatus (giant grouper), 2887 nucleotides. RefSeq lists its product as uncharacterized. Gene Ontology annotation, biological process: positive regulation of cellular extravasation; regulation of vascular permeability. NCBI's taxonomy places the organism in Eukaryota, Metazoa, Chordata, Actinopteri, Perciformes, Serranidae. The record is from RefSeq and is a predicted model, not a curated record.
UUCCAAGCUGUCAACACUGCUGGUAGGAAACGUAUGGUCAGCGUCAUUAGUGCCUUUGGCUUUGUUAGAGAAAGGUUGCACAACUUUACAAGAAAUGGACUGAAUCAUCAGGCUGCACUAAAAUAAUUCAGCAUUGUUUUAUUUGUUCAUUUGGCUUGCGGAGUGCUGAGGAGGAACGUGUCUGUCUUCUGAUAUAGAGAUGAACUUAGUUUGAACUUGGCUUGCUGCUCGUAGUCAUCCUCAAACUUCACCACUUCUUACUGACCCUUUGUGUGGCCAUCAGCACCCAUGUACAGCAGCGGCUACUCUCACGUCUCCAAGUCCAGCCCGCAUGCCCAAAAGAAGAUGCAGUACCGCUCAAAGGGCAAGAGCUGCGGCUACUACAUGCGCAUUGUCUUCUUCUUCUCCUCGCUCAUUCAGUCUCUCAUCAUAGUCAGCCUGGUGCUCUUUCUGGUCUAUGGUAAGUCGCAGGACUCGGCAUCCAUGUCACGCAUUCAUGACCUGGAGGAGAGCUUCAGCCGACUCUCCAUAGAAAACGUCUUACUGAGGCAGCAGAGGAAGAACCUGACCAACUUACUCAACACCACCCUGACAGAGAAAGCCCGUAAUGACUGGGACCUGGUCAACCUCCGCUACUUCUCCAACAUCUCAGCCAUUCUCAUCCAAGAUAUGGACAGGAAGAUGCAACAGUGCUACAGCGAGUUGUUCCUUUGCAAGAGCUCAGGACGCUACAACUCCCACUGCCAACCCACAUUACAACUCCCUGAUACCUGUAACUGUGGGCUGCUGGUUGAACGGCUGAAAGCAAGGCUUGAGCUUGUUGAGUCCAACUUCACGCAAACCACACAGAGGAUGAGGAUGGAACUGGACCAGACCGCCAAAGAGAGGGACAACCUUAACUUGGAGGUCAUCCGUCUGCGGAGGGAAAGAUCCACACAUGAGAAGGAGGUGGACUUCUUCAGGCAAAAAUGCAAAGAUGACUUCACUCAGUCUUUGAGUGGUAUCUCCAACGUCUCCAAGGCUUUCCUAGACAAGAUCUCUUCCCUCGUCCCCUUGCACAGCCCCUUCCACCUCACCUGUCCCAGACAGAGGGAGCACCUGGAGCAGAUCCGCACCAACUGUACCAGCCUGUCCCUGGAAGUGGAGGACAAGUUCCAGCGUUACCUGAAUAAUGUGGGAACACAGGUGUCAAAGAUCCAGGGUGAGAACAGCCGCCUGAAGGCAGAGAACUGGCGACUGUCUGAAGACUACCGCUGGUGCAGCACCAACCGCACGGGCCUGAUCCUGCAGAACAGACAGAACUUGGACAAGAUGCAGCGCAAAUAUGAUGAGGAGAAAGAGAGACUCCUGAUAGACAAGAUGAGGCUGAAUGGAGAGAUAGAUGUCCUGAAAAGCAACAUCAAAUAUAAGAGUAGAGAGAUUGAUCACAUGGGCGAGCAACUGAAGCAACUCAACAUGUCCUGCAUGUUCAAGGCAGGGUUUGGUGGACUUCCAGGAGGCUCAGCCUCUCGGCCAGGCACACAGUCCCAGUCUGCAUGGGGCUUGCCCUCUGGUGGUGGUUCCAGCUCUUAUGGUAUAAGUCAGACUAGUAGGGUAGGGUCAGGUGGGUUGGGUUCAAACUUAGGCUCCUAUGGGUCAGGUAUCAAUAAGCCAUCAACUGGAGCAGGCUCUUCAAGCUCAUCCCUCUUUAACUCUGGGUCCAGUAGCUCCAGUGGAUCAGCAUACAAUAAGCCAUCAACUGGGGCAGGCUCUUCAAGCUCAUCCCUCUUUAACUCUGGGUCCAGUAGCUCCAGUGGAUCAGCAUACAAUAAGCCAUCAACUGGGGCAGGCUCUUCAAGCUCAUCCCUCUUUAACUCUGGGUCCAGUAGCUCCAGUGGAUCAGCAUACAAUAAGCCAUCAACUGGGGCAGGCUCUUCAAGUUCAUCCCUCUUAAACUCUGGGUCCAGUAGCUCCAGUGGGUCAACAUACAAUAAGCCAUCAACUGGGGCAGGCUCUUCAAGCCUGUCCCUCUUUUCAUCUGGAUCCAGUAGCUCCAGUGGGUCAACAUACAAUAAGCCAGGCUCUUCAAGCUCGUCAUCUGGGUCCAGUAGCUCCAGUGGGUCAUCAGUCAGUAAGCCAGCAUCAACUGGGGGACUUUUCUCAAGCUUUGGUUCAUUAGGCUCAAGCUCUAGCUCUAGUGGGACAGCAAAUAAGCCAGCAGUGAACACGAAAGUCACAUCACCCUUAGGGACAUCCUCUGGGUCAAGUGGGUCGAGUGGGAUAGGCGCAAAUAAACCAACAACAAAUCUGAAAACCCCCACUAGCCCUGGGUCAUCCUCUGGGUCGACUGGAUCGACAAGUAAAAGUGGGUCAAGCAGCUUAUCUUGGUUCGGGUUUGGGGGCAGUAGUUCAGGACAAAGUAAGACAGGAACUGGAACAGGAAAAGGGCCAUCAACUGGGAAUAGUUAUGGUGGAUCUGGAUCAUCGUUUGGUGCAGGAAGAACGAGUGGAGGUGGCUCAAUCAGCGUCGCUCAACACCUUAAAGAUCUGCAACGCCUCAUCAACCCCUCUGGCCCAGAAGAGAAACAAGAUCUCUCCAGAAUGCUGGGCUAGUCCACCUUAUAACUUAAAAGAGAUUUAUCUUCAACUGCAUUUAUUCUGCACACCUAAAUCUCACGUUGGAGUUCACAUAUUUUAUAUCAAUAAAUGUACCAUUUAUGAUGCUGUGACAUUUUAUACUUCAAUAUGCAUUUAGAUUAGGAAUUUGAAUAUCUUUUGCACUUUAGAAUGUGAAAUGUGAAGUUUGUGUGUUAUGAUUUGUAUCUCCGCAGUAUGAUCAAGAACAUAAUGUAUUUUUAGACUGUAAAUAAAGACAAAUAAAACCUUUGUUUGAACGUAAGCACAUCAA